UUAGUCACCAGUGCGCCUGCGUGAAUUUAGUAAACAUCAACAUGGCUGGUGUUGAGGAAGUAGCAUAUCAUGGGACUUGGAAGAUUGUGGAAUGUGUGUCUGUGGCAGGAGUUGUGGAAAUCACAGGCAUAGAAGGGACUGAAUUUGUUCUUGAUGAAAAUGGAGAUGUUUCUUGGCAAGUGCCUGAUGCAGCAGAGCCGCUUCCCUUUUUCAAUUGUGAAACUUAUGAGGUGUGCCCCCCCGCAGGUACAGAGCCGGGUUUACUGAAGUUCAUCGGCACAUACGCGGGCCAUGUCGUGGAAUUUAAGGUGGACAUAUCGGAUGACCUCAUGCUGCUCACAUAUGAAAAAUGCUGCAUGCUGCAAUGUCAGAAGGUCUCACCAGGACCACGGAAAGAAGAGUCGCCGUACUCCUUCCUCGGGGCUCUGGACGAGGGAUUCUUCUCCGACCUCAAUCUGCGAGCCAGCUCAGGACGAGAGUUCAAAGUCCACUCUACGAUCCUCAAGCUUAGUGCCCCAGACAUGGACUGGGGUGGCCAGGUGACGCCUCUCACUGGUCUACCGGAGGAUGUCCUGAGUGUGACGCUGCACUUUCUGUACGCCGAGUGUCUGCCACGGGGGCUCACCGAGGACACCGCCCAGCGCUGCCUCAAGGCCAUGGGAAAGAUGCCGGGGUUCGCCAAGUUUGGACAGCUCUGUGAGACCUUCUUGAAGAACACAGCGCUCACUCAGCAGAUGAAGACGUUGGUUGGGGACAUGCACACGUGCGCUGACCGCAUCAACGACCUGUUUGGCCGGUCCAUCGAGGAGAACAGCCAGGAGCCCGUCAUUCUGGACGGGACCAUCUGGGUGAACCCGGCGAGGCUGUGCUACACCGUGCGGCAAGCUCUCAGGGAGGAGGCCACAGCCUGUGUCAAAUUGGUGAUCAUGUGUGACCUAUUCGCCAAGCGCAAGUACGAGUUGUCGAGAGAGGAACGCUACGAAAUCAUGAAAUACGUCAAGUCCAGGAUCCCCAUCUUCCUGAAGCAACUGCUCAAACUGCUGACCACCAUCAAGGCCUACCUACAGACCCUGACACAGGCUCAGAGGGGAGACAUUGCCGCCUAUCUGGUGCCAGAGAUGGAAACUAUCUUGGACACAAUGUCACGGUUUGCGAGCGAGACGAAGAUUGCCCUGGAGCAAGCCAUCAGCACGAGCAACGAUGCGGUGUUGGAGAAGGGAGAGAAGGCCGACAAAUGUAAAAAGACGGGCGUGGGGGAUGCCCUAGGGCGUACCCUCAAACACGCUCUUCAUUUGAAGGAGUUAAAGAAGUUGAAACAUUUUCACGAACGAACCACGUCCAGUUUCUUACAUUUAAGACAGAAGAGGAUGAACUUCAACAUGAAGACCCAGCCGGACAAAGUGCGGUCUGUGUCUCAGACUCUGUCUCACCUGGUCAAUGAAUUCCCGUCUUUCGUGCUGCGUCUGAGCGAGAUCAUCGUAGCCCUGGACGACAAAGUCACGUGGAAGGAGUGGAAAUAUCUGUUCAAGAUGGCCACCUCUAAAGUGUCGUGGGGUCUGGCCAAGGUUCAGUCCCACCAGAGCUCGCUGCAGCCGAUGAUCGAGGAGAUGUGCGACAUCGUGCGGAGCGAGCAGUUCAACUCCUCUCUGGUCACGCUGGGGCUGCGACCGCCCGCAGACACUUCUCUGUCCACCACCCCAGGCAAGGAGUCGGUCGUUGGUUCCACCGCAGGUGCUAAAGCUGGUGCCAAACCAGGGGCAAAGCCAGGUGCAACGAAGUACGCACAGCUGAGCUGCGUGGACUCCCUGUGCGUCCCCCCCAACGCCAGCAGUAGCUGUACAGCACGCCGCUGUUUGGAGCUGUUCCGACAGGCUGCGGGGACGGACAUGGUCUUUGAGGUGGUGGCUACGCAGGAGGGAGGAGACAUCGUGAUAGACCACACCGGCUCUUCUCACGACAGCGGGGCCAGGGCAGAGGCAGCGGGAGGAGGGGGGAGGGAGGGAGGAGAGGAGGAGGAGGAGGUUGUGGAGAUCCGAGCACACCGGGUGAUCCUGGCCGCUCAGUGUGACUGGUUCCGCCGUGCCUUGCUCAGCGGCAUGAAGGAAGCCAUCAACAGAAAGAUCGUGGUUCACGACACGAACCCGGAGCUGUUCCGCAAGUUCCUGGAGUCUCUGUACAGCGGCUGUCUGGACACCAGCGGACUGUCCGCCGAGCAACUGGCGGACAUGAUGACCCUCUGUGAUAGAUACGAGAUGGACAGUUUGAAGCACAUCUGUGAGUUUGAGCUCAAGUCUCACCUCGAUGAAGACAACGCCUUGUGCCUUCUCAACCUGGCCGACCACCUCAACAGUCGCAGUCUGAGGGACUGGGCUCUGAGCUACGUGGUGGAUCACCAACAUCUACAGGACAGCGACGUGUUUGACGAACUCCCCGACCACCUCAAGGACGAGGUACAGGACGCCAUCGCAUGGCAGGGGUUGGAGUGUCGCAGUCACAGCGGUCGGGGUGCGCCCCUGGAGACACGCAGCUCACUGUCCAGUCUGAGUGAAGUGGACGAGAUGGUGGCCAACAUUGACAUCACUAGGGAGCAGGGCCUGGAUCUGUCCACGUCCAGCUCCUCGGACGACCUCCCGUUCGUUGAAGACGCCGCCCGGCUAGAGACGUGUAUUCGGGAGCUGGCCGACAUCGUGGGGGAGACGGUGCCGAGGGAGGAGUUGACCCGUAUCGCUCUGGCGGCGGACUACGACGUGAACCGAGCUCUCAACUUUUUCUUCUCCUCGUAGCCCAGCGCGUUGAGCCAUGGCUCGCGUCUGUGUGGAUGAAUGGAGGAACGUGUUAGUGGCUGUGUAUGUGGGGGCAAGGGGGGAGAGAAAGAAGAGAGAGAGAGUGAGAAAUGUAUUCAUUCAUCGUCUGCCUGGAAAAAAAAAACCUUGUAAA
Molecule: messenger RNA, 2937 nt
Organism: Aplysia californica (California sea hare)
Lineage: Eukaryota; Metazoa; Mollusca; Gastropoda; Aplysiida; Aplysiidae
Exons: 22
Coding region: 42-2783 (913 amino acids)
Biological process (GO): regulation of proteolysis; proteasome-mediated ubiquitin-dependent protein catabolic process
Cellular component (GO): cytoplasm
Molecular function (GO): ubiquitin protein ligase binding
Source: RefSeq, a predicted model, not a curated record